Messenger RNA from Tripterygium wilfordii, 2559 nucleotides. Its product is annotated as loganic acid O-methyltransferase-like. The transcript has 4 exons. NCBI's taxonomy places the organism in Eukaryota, Viridiplantae, Streptophyta, Magnoliopsida, Celastrales, Celastraceae. Gene Ontology annotation, molecular function: S-adenosylmethionine-dependent methyltransferase activity. Bases 1374 to 2465 code for a protein of 363 amino acids. The record is from RefSeq and is a predicted model, not a curated record. Gene Ontology annotation, biological process: methylation.
UUUCUAGUUUAGAAAACACGGGCCGAACAAUCGUUCCGUCUUCGUAGUCCCCUUUCUUUCACUCGUCUUUCUUCAUCUUCCCCCUUCAUUCUCUUAUCUCUCCAUGUUCUUCUCGAUUUCUGAAACAGGAGAGGCGGCUUGAGGUUGCAGGCAAUCUCUCUCAGUUUGCUUCUUCUUUAUUUGUAGGUUCUUCUGAGCUCUAAAUUCUAGGUAAUCUUUGAUCUUUCAUUGUCUUUUCUUGUUUAUUUUUUACUAAUCAAUUUCAAUUUUAGUUUUGUCAAGGCUUGUGUUGUUUACGGAUUCAAAAUCAGCUUGUCUUUCUUCCUUUUUGUCCUUUGGAUUCGUGAUAUACUUGUAGUUUAGUUUGAUUAGAUUAAGUUCUGCCGCAGUGAUGUUGAUGAUUUGUGUUGGGUCAAUGUGAAGGUGAUCUGUCAAAUGGUGAUUGUGGGGACUGGGGACCGUGUGAAGAGCGCUCUAGAUGAUGUACUCAUAGAUGCUGAUAUGAAUGCUAGAUUAGGUGACUUAGGUCUAGCUAGAUUGUAUGAUCAUGGUGCAUUGUCACAUACUACUAAUCUUGUAGGCACAAUUGGGUAUGUUGCUCCUCAAUUGGCUCGGACUGAUAAGCCUUCGACAAGCUCAGAUAUGUUUGCAUAUGGGGUUUUGCUUCUUGAAGUGGCUACUGGUUGAAGGCCAAAUCCUGGAAGUGGUGGAUCCGCAUGUUGAGUCACAUUAUUCAGUUGAAGAGAUGGAGUUGGUUUUGAGGUUGGGGCUAAUUUGUUCUCAUAAUAAACCAGAAGCUAGGUCUACCAUUAGACAAGUCACUAGAAUUUUUAAUGGGGAUGACAAUCUUUAGAUUGAUCAUCUAGCUCUAUGGAUUCUAUAGAUGGAAUGGAAUAUUGGAAGAAUGACCUCAAGAUCUAUAGAAGCAGUUUCUUCUGAUAUAAUUAGUGCAUUAGAUUGCUCUUCUUUUGGCCUAUCUUCUAGUUCUAUAGAUGCAGGUAGAUAGCAACAAAGUCCUAGUCAUUUUUAUGCACUAAAACGCAUUUUCCUCUCCUGUUGUAGAAAACAAAUUUUUAGUACUUUAAACCAAACAUGUUUCUGUUCCUUAGAAAACAAUAGGAAUAGGAAACAGAAAAUAGAAAACAGAAAAUGAAAACAGAAAAUGAAAUAGAAAAUGAAAAACAAACCAAACGCACUCUUAGUGUUCACUUGAAUAUUCUCUGGAGUCAGUUAUCCCAAUUCCAAAAUGUUUCGAUGGAAAUAGGAUACGUAAUCUAAUGUCCGAUUGGGUCGACGUGAUUUGAUACUGUUCUAUCUCCCUCCAUGAUUUGAUCUAUCUCCCUCCAUGAUUUGAGGAAAAGAACUGAAGCAAGAUGGCCACAGAACUAGCAACUACAACCCCAACUUCAAUGAAUAAAGGUGAUGGAGAGUACAGUUAUAGCCAAAAUUCACAGUUGCAGAGAAAUGGAGUGGAGCUCAUAAAAGUCUUGAUCAAACAAGGAAUAGCAGAAAAUCUUGAUUUGGCUCAACUCUUCUCAUCUUCUUCUCCAAAAUCAUUCAAGAUUGUAGAUUUGGGAUGUUCCGUUGGACGCAACACCUUCACCGCGGUGCAGAACAUAAUCCAAUCUGUAAAACUCAAAUACCAAACUCUUUCUGGUUCAUCCAAAGUAGCUCUUGAAUUUCAAGUGUUUUUCAAUGAUCUUGCCUCUAAUGAUUUCAACACUCUCUUCAAGAAUCUCCCUUUAGAUAGGAAAUACUUCUGCGCUGCCGUUCCUGGCCCGUUUCAGGGCCGUUUGUUUCCUGAGAAAUCUAUCCAUUUCAUUCACUCGUCUUUUGCACUUCACUGGCUCUCAAAUGCUCCUAAAGAGUUGAUGGACAGACACUCCCCUUCAUACAAUAAAGGGAGGAUAUAUUACCCAAGUGCCCCAAAAGAAGUCUCUAAGGCCUAUGCAACUCAAUUUGGGAAGGACAUUGGAGCUUUCUUGGAUGCCAGAGCACAAGAAGUUGUCCAUGGAGGUCUCAUGGCCAUUUUGAUACUUUGCAUUCCUGAUGGGGUUCCUUAUUCACAGUGCUAUGUCUUGGAACUUUAUGAAUUGCUUGGAACAAGUAUCUCGGAUAUGGCCAAUGAGGGAUUAAUUAGCGAAGAUAAGGUGGAUUCUUUCAACUUGCCCAUAUAUAACCCAACUGAGAAAGAAUUGAAGGCCUUGAUAGAGAAAAAUGCUUGUUUCAGCAUUGAGAAAAUGGAACCAAUACACCCUACGUGGAAUUCUGAUAUAAGAUUGGUAGUCUUGCACUUCAGAGCUGCUUGGGAAGGACUUGUCAGUGACCACUUUGGAAAUGAUAUUAUCGAUGAUCUGUUCGAUCGACUUCUGAAGAAAGUUAUGGCCUCUCAUGUUUUUACAGAUUCUACAUGCUAUGAGCUUAUAGUUCAACUGUUUGUCCUCCUCAAGCGCAACGAUGCCUAGUAUUCUAUGCUAAUUAUGUGUUUUGUUACUUGUCUUUUGUUCUUGGUCUUGUUUCUUUUGCAAAACUUAAUAAAAGUGGAUCAAAUACUGCUAA